CUCACCCCGCAGCCGCCGCCUCCGAGCGCCUGAGGUUUCCCGGGGACCAUAAUGAACAAGUUGCUGUGCUGCGCGCUCGUGUUCCUGGACAUCUCCAUGAAAUGGACCACCCAGGAAACCUUUCCUCCAAAGUACCUUCAUUAUGACCCCGAAACCUCUCGUCAGCUGAUGUGUGAUAAAUGUCCUCCUGGCACCUCCCUAAAACAGCACUGCACAGCAAGGCGGAAGACCCUGUGUGCCCCUUGUCCUGACCACUACUACACAGACAGCUGGCACACCAGCGACGAGUGUCUGUACUGCAGCCCAGUGUGCAAGGAACUGCAGUACGUCAAGCAGGAGUGCAAUCGCACCCAUAACCGCGUGUGCGAAUGCGAGGAGGGGCGCUACCUGGAGCUGGAGUUCUGCCUGAAACAUAAGAGCUGUCCCUCUGGAUUUGGAGUGCUACACGCUGGAACCCCGGAGCAAAAUACAGUUUGCAAAAGAUGUCCAGAUGGGUUCUUCUCCAAUGAGACGUCAUCUAAAGCACCCUGUAGAAAGCACACCAAUUGCAGUGCAUUUGGGCUCCUUCUAACUCAGAAAGGAAAUGCAACGCAUGACAAUAUAUGUUCUGGAAGCAGUGAAUCGACUCACAAAUGUGGAAUAGACAUGACCCUGUGUGAGGAGGCAUUCUUUAGGUUUGCUGUUCCUACAAAGCUUACCCCGAACUGGCUCAGUGUCCUGGGAGACAACCUGCCUGGCACCAAAGUGAACGCAGAGAGCAUAGAGAGAAUAAAACGACGACACGGCUCACGAGAACAGACUUUUCAGCUGCUGAAGUUAUGGAAGCAUCAAAACAAAGACCAAGAUAUGGUCAAGAAGAUCAUCCAAGAUAUCGAACUCUGUGAAAAGAGCGUGCAGAAGCACAUUGGGCACAUGAAUCUCACCUUCGAGCAGCUUCUAAGGCUGAUGGAGAGCUUGCCGGGGAAGAAAGUGACGACAGAAGACAUUGAGAAAACAAUGAAGACGUGCAAAUCAAGUGAUCAAAUCCUGAAGCUUCUCAGCCUCUGGAGAAUAAGAAAUGAUGACCAAGACACCCGCAAGGGCCUGAUGCAUGCCCUAAAGCACUUGAAGACACACCACUUCCCCAAAACUGUCACUCAGAGUCUGAAGAAGACCAUCAGGUUCCUUCACAGCUUCACCAUGUACAGAUUAUAUCAGAAGCUAUUUUUAGAAAUGAUAGGGAACCAGGUCCAAUCAUUAAAGAUAAGCUGCUUAUAA
Molecule: messenger RNA, 1257 nt
Organism: Mesoplodon densirostris (Blainville's beaked whale)
Lineage: Eukaryota; Metazoa; Chordata; Mammalia; Artiodactyla; Ziphiidae
Gene: TNFRSF11B
Product: TNF receptor superfamily member 11b
Exons: 5
Coding region: 52-1257 (401 amino acids)
Biological process (GO): signal transduction
Molecular function (GO): protein binding
Source: RefSeq, a predicted model, not a curated record